Chanos chanos (milkfish) is the source of this 642-nucleotide messenger RNA. RefSeq names its product gap junction gamma-1 protein-like. Gene Ontology annotation, cellular component: connexin complex. The transcript has a single exon. The record is from RefSeq and is a predicted model, not a curated record. NCBI's taxonomy places the organism in Eukaryota, Metazoa, Chordata, Actinopteri, Gonorynchiformes, Chanidae. Gene Ontology annotation, biological process: cell-cell signaling. The coding region runs from base 1 to 642 and encodes 213 amino acids. Gene Ontology annotation, molecular function: gap junction channel activity.
AUGAGUUGGAGUUUCCUUAUGCAACUGUUGGACGAGAUCGCCAACCACUCGACCUUUGUGGGCAAGAUCUGGUUCACACUAUUAAUCGUCUUCCGUAUCGUUCUGAUAGCCGUGGGGGGUGAAUCCAUAUACAACGACGAGCAGAGUGACUUUGUUUGCAAUACGCUGCAACCUGGGUGUGAGAAUGUUUGCUAUGAUGCCUUCGCUCCUCUAUCCCAGGUCAGGUUCUGGGUCUUCCAGGUCAUCAUGAUCACCACACCAACCAUCAUGUACUUGGGUUUUGCCAUACACAAGAUUGCACGUAUGGAAGACGAUGAGUACAGGCCACGGACCCGGAAAGGAAUGCCCAUGGCCAACUACGGGGCUGACCGUGAUUACGAGGAGGCAGAGAACAGCAGGGAGGAAGAUCCAGUGAUCUCAGAGGAGAUUGUGCCAGAGAAGGAAAAGGAGCCGGAGAAGCCCAGCAAGAAGCACAACGGUCGCCGACGUAUCAAGCGGGAUGGGCUGAUGAAGGUGUACAUUUUGCAGCUGCUCUCACGCGCGGCCUUCGAAGCGUCCUUCCUUUUUGGCCAGUACAUCUUGUAUGGCUUUGAAGUUGCACCUUCCUACCUCUGCACUCGCAUUAUUUAUUUAUUUUUUUGA